This is a messenger RNA of Nematostella vectensis (starlet sea anemone), 4143 nucleotides long. RefSeq names its product zinc finger C3HC-type protein 1-like. The coding region runs from base 6 to 1823 and encodes 605 amino acids. Gene Ontology annotation, cellular component: nucleus. The record is from RefSeq and is a predicted model, not a curated record. Gene Ontology annotation, molecular function: zinc ion binding. The transcript is spliced from 12 exons. Lineage: Eukaryota; Metazoa; Cnidaria; Anthozoa; Actiniaria; Edwardsiidae.
CGGCGAUGACGUUUGGCAGCGGUGUUGAUAGGUCUAAGAAAUCCAAGAUGGCGGCAUGUGUAGCUGGCACACCUCGAAGAGUCAAGUCCCUUUUGUCGAGUUUCCUGCAUUCUCCUUCUACAAACGACCACCAGAGUAAAGAAAAAGAAGAGACAGACGCUGGUUGCGAAGAAAAGAGUGGAAUGUACAAACAACGAGGAAGAGAUGCUUUUUGGAACCGCGUAGAGACUUUCUCUCCUUUCACUUGGUUUGCCAAACCUAUGGAGCUCUCACCUCUGCACUGUGCCUUAUAUGGCUGGGAAAAUGCUGAUGUAGAUAUACUGCAGUGUGUAAGCUGCAAGGCCUGCGUAGAUGCCACAAUGUCAUCAAAUUGGGACCCUGAAAUGUUUGCAAAGACCUGCCUGCAGUUGAAAGAUUCACUAGUAGCAGGGCACACCAAGUUUUGUCCUUGGCCAGACAACCCAUGUCCAGAGUCAUUUCUUGGCCUCCCAACAAACACACCGGUGCAGUGGAAAGAAGAUUUUCGCAUGAGAUGCCAGGCCUUGCUUGAUCUUGGUGCAAGUCUUCCUCUGCUUGACUCUCUCACAUACAAGGACAUGGAUGAGGUUACAGAAGAUGGUCUUGAACAGCUGCAGAAAGCCUUUCAAAGCUGUGACCAAGGCAUGAUGGAUGAGGAGGACAUGGAACAGGCAGUCAGGACAUCCUGUGUUGUUGCUCUCUGUGGAUGGAAAUACAGACCAUCUGAUACUGACGCUGAUGGACAUACCCUCUUCUGUACCAUGUGCCGCCGAGAGGUGGGCCUAUGGAAUUUCAAAUCUCUGACAUCACCCUCCCCAAGUGCAUCCCCCUGUAGCAGUGGAAGACUGGAUGACCCGUCUGGUCCCCUCGAGGCCAUGUCCAUGUCAGAUGACAUAGUGACAGAUAGCUCCUCUCUACCUGGGUCAGAACGGCUUAUGCCUCAGGAUUCUAUGGAAGUAGCUGUAAGUCAGAAAAAAGGGUUCAUACGUUCACCAAUAGGCUUAAAACGAUCACGUGACACAGAAAGCUCAGGGCAGGAACAUGAAAUUGACACAAUUUCAGACAGUGAGGAACAUAAAAUGGAGAUGGAAAUGAAACACAGGCUUCAGGGAGAAGAGGAAAGCCCUCAGCAAGACAGUACACAAGGUUUAACCCAUGCCACAAGAGAAGAAACUCAGGACAUGCGCACUACAGACUGGGCUAUGGUAGUGGGGGAUAACCAAUCAAAAGAAGGACUUACUAGAGAGCUUCUGCAGUUACCACUACAUGUAAGACCACUGUCUGGGCGGAGCAGCCCUAUCUCUGGGCGGUAUGGGUCCGAAAAUUUGUCAUAUCGGUCACCACUGCAUCAUUCAUUGAGCGAUUUAUCGGAUAAAGGUCACUGUGAGUCACUUUGUGUUGAGGUAGAGGAUGAAAGUUUGACAGAGAAACUACAGGCAGUAGAGUCUGAGCUGGAGUUCAUGAGCGGGGGAAAUGAUUCUUCAGAUCGAGGGGAAUAUACACCUGAAAGGAAAAGGAUACGCUUGCAGGACAUCGAAAAGGGCACUUUCAACCCAAUAUCCGAGCACAGGAGCUGGUGUCCAUGGGUUACAUGUAGUGUGAAAGACCGUGGGCGGUCAAGCAAUGACCAAGGGACUAAUGUCGGCUGGAAGAUGCUCCUACACACCAUACUUCCAAACCUUGGAUCUGGCAAAGAGCACUCUUAUGUUGAGUCGCCCCCACAAGACGCGUGGAAAUCUGUACGGAGAGUACUCAACGAGGGCUCCUCGUCUACGAGCUCGCGAAGUGAUAACCACAGCAAAUGAUCGUGGGCGACAUGGGAAACGCACGAUUCGUUUUGUGCCAUCCGGUUAGUAUCCUACCACACGCGCAGAUUACGCAUGUGCGGAUGCGCAUGCGCGAUACCAUAGAUAUCACGGGACAAGCAAGAGACAAAGAAAUGCUAAAGCUAUGGAACAUUCUAAUGCUGUUAAGAGGUUUUUUUAAAUAAGAUUUUAAACCUGAAAAUUGUUUAUUGUGCUUAAGGGACUUAAUAAAACCAAAACCAUACGGAUAAAGAAACAUUUCUGGCAGCCAAAAAGUUGUCUGGAACGUACUCCGCAGUGGUCUGCUGGAACUUGGACUGGAAUCCGGAAUGGACACUUUUCUAGUGCACUGAGGAGACAAAUGACACUGGGCAGUAAGAGGCAGAAACAUUAGUAUUAAAGGCAGAAAAAAACAUAGGACAUCUGUGGAACACUACUGGCAUCCGUUCCACACUCUAAGUACUGUAUAUCUCCGAUCAAAGCAACAUCUAUCGGUUGUACUCUGUUGGCUAAAAGUUGUAUACUGUUUAUUCGUCUAGUCUUUCAUUAUAAAAAAAAGCCAAAGAGAGCAACAAAAUCUAGAUGAUAACUUUGAGAUGUAUAUUGGCAAAUGAAACUUUAAUAAAAUAGAAGGAUUUACGUACAAUGUUUCCAAUGAUACGUACGUAUCGUACAUUAUAACAAUGAGUUUUUAUUGAGUGCAAAUUUUUUGUCACAAAAACUGAGUGGGUCAUGUGUCAACCUUGGUUGAGGCAUACCUUGCAUACAUCGCUUAUCGUUUAGUGGACCCCUAUGGCUAAGCACUACAAACAUGCAGGCAUUUUAGAGCUUCCUUUGGCGCGUGUUCAGACACGCCAUUGGAACGGAACUGCAAUAAAAUGGAGGCUGUCGAUCAGGGACCCUCGACCCUUGUAUUGGGAACAAUUUCCUUGCAAUAGGUCGAGUAAAGAAGUUUUAUUCUAUAUCAAAUGUUGAGAUAGGACUGCCGUCAAAUUCCAAUUGGCUUAUGAAUAAUUUCAUUUUGAAGACAUAUUAUUACGCAUGAGCCUUGGAGGUUUUAUAUAAUAUGAUUCUAGGUGUGGCAAGGGUCAGUCCUUAGACAUGCACCAGGUAUAACCACAAGCUCUUGAAAAAUCCACGCCAUUUGUUUGCCCCUUAGUUGUAAUUUCAUAAGUUUACGGAUAGCUUUUGUCGGGGUUCAAAGUGUGGCUUUUCAGAGGUACAACUAGUAGAACUAUGACUAACGCAGAAUUCCUCGAUGGCCAGCUGCCAAAUUGGCAUAUUUCCCUUGCUUAAAGACAUUCGGCCCGUGUCCUGACCCUUUUAAUCUUUAUCUGGAGUUUACACCUAACGGAAAUAGCAAUCCCCAAACAAUACGUAAAUACGUUGAGAAGCUAGAAAACAGGUCGCGAUCCCUGUGCCGAACGCCCUGGAAUAGAAGCACAACGGAACAUAAACAUACAACAAGGAUUAACAACAAUGAUAUGGAACAAAAAUAAUAAGACACAGAGAGGGUGGGUGUGCGCAAGGGUUAAUGUGCGUCAAAAGUGGAAUUUGUUCCUCCGUGUGUUCAUCUUGUAAGUGUGCGUCGUAAAAACCUUAGCAGGGAAUGCGAGUUGUUUUUCGCUCAGCUUCACCCUAUUACCCGGGUGACGCGCAAUUGAGAUUUAUGGCGAUGUGAGCAAGUGAUUCCAGGUUGGGGGAGAGGGGCGGAGUGUUAGUACCCCUGGUGUAACCCCCCUUACCCUCGUGCAAACAAGUCAAGUCUGACAAGACGUGAUGUUGUCAGAUAGCGCUAUAUCUCAUAAUCCGUCCAUAAGUAGCCUUGCCCAGCACAAUUAGCUCAGUUUGAGGUGAGGUUCUCUAUGACAAGAAAUCCGCCCGUCAAAGAUGAAGACGUUUGUGUUUCUAGUGUUGACUGUUCUAUUGCUCGUUACAGUCCAUGGAGGGUUAGUCAGAGAGAAGCGCGGUAUUCACAACCAGCCCAGAACCUGCCUGAGGAACCGCGCAAGCUGUGACCUCAACCAUGCGCACUUUUGCUGCUCUGGCUAUUGCACUUGGGUCUGGCGUAAAAGAGAUCACGGUGGCUUGAGAACUGCCUGUUGGGUCAAGCGUGGAUGAGUGAAGGCAGCGUAUACAUAAUCGCUUUUGAACGUUUCAAAGAUAUAUGCAACAAUAAACCGCUACAAAAUAAUUACAAUAAUGAGCAAUUUAAUCAUCAUCAGUAAUAAUCGCUGAAAAUUUAAAGCAUUUGUAAAUUGAAAUCACGCUUUCGUGAGUUGUGCAACUAGGUGUGUUAUUAAAGCUUAGGGCUUACAUA